This is a messenger RNA of Polypterus senegalus (gray bichir), 510 nucleotides long. RefSeq names its product C-type lectin domain-containing protein 141-like. The transcript has 4 exons. Lineage: Eukaryota; Metazoa; Chordata; Cladistia; Polypteriformes; Polypteridae. Bases 54 to 398 code for a protein of 114 amino acids. The record is from RefSeq and is a predicted model, not a curated record.
AAGGCUGAGAUGACAGAGCUGAGCGCCCGCCGACUUGCUGGGACUCAGGCGCCAUGAAGGUCCUCGUUGUGCUCACCUGCCUCCUCGGCCUGAGCCUCUGUUUGCCGAAUCUGGAUGAACAUCCUCGGUUUGCACGGUCGCACAGUCGUGAGAGACAUGGGCCAAAACGCCGUCCUCACAGACCACCUGGUAGCUACCCAAUGGGACCCCCCAUGCCACCCCCCAACCGUGGGAUCGAUCCCAUUAUUCCAUUUUUAAUCAACCGUUUACUGACCACCACAACCACAGCUACAACUACGCCGACCACCACAACUACGCCGACGACCACAACUACGCCGACCACCACAACUACGCCGACGACCACGACAACCACCACAACUACAGCUGCCCCCGCCUAAGGGGCAUCCCAGAUGGAAAGUCGAGUCUCAGAUGAAUGUGUCAUUUUAAUGUCUGAUUUCUUUUAACACUUUAGCAAUGUUUACCUAACACAAUAAAAAUCAUUCAUUAGCA